Molecule: messenger RNA, 824 nt
Organism: Chrysoperla carnea
Lineage: Eukaryota; Metazoa; Arthropoda; Insecta; Neuroptera; Chrysopidae
Exons: 4
Coding region: 92-706 (204 amino acids)
Source: RefSeq, a predicted model, not a curated record
CAAAAACAAUUCCCGACAAGUUACCGUCAAUAACCAUUUAAUAAAAAUACUUUGGAUAAGAAAAAGUAAAUAAAAAUAAAAAAUUUACAAAAUGGACGAAAUUCUAGAUAAUUUUGAAUUUGGAAUCGACGAAAAUAGAGAUUCAGAAGAAAUUUCUGAAACUUAUAACCUAUGUGUUGCUAAACUCGAAGCAUUAUUAGCUACAAACAAAAUUGAAACGAACGAAAAUAUUGACGAGCCAACAACUUCGGAAACAUAUAAUGAAGUUUCUAGCAUAAAAAAUGAUCAAGAAAAUCUGUGUCUUGCAAUUAAAUAUGCGUUUGCACUUCGAGAAUUAUUCAGAAGUAACGAUCCACAGUUUGAAGAAUAUAAAAAAAUAUUUCGACAUUUAUUUUAUGAACUAAAAAAAAAUGUGAAUGAAACUCGUUAUUUAGAAGAAGCAUUGGAAACGUUCAAAUAUAAAAUCACUGAACUUAAAAUGACUGUGAAAAAUAAACAAAGUGAAUUAGAUGAAGUAAAGCAAUUAAGAAGAAAAGAAGCAAAUAAGCAAACAGAAAAGUAUAAGAAAAAACUGAAAAGUAUUAACAACUGGCAGGGUUUAAUCAGAGAAAUGAUUAUUGCUAGCAAUACGCCACUAGGUGAUGAUCCUGACUUAGUAGAAUUAUUAGCGAAAUAUCGUAAAACUUAUAACCCUGUUUUGGAAUGAUUUUUUUGUAUUCACUAAAUAGAAAAAUCUCUUAGUUUUGUAAUUUAAAGGCAAUGUUAACUCCAAGCUUCGACCUCAGCAAAACAUUCUAACAAACUAUCGAAAACAUUAUCAUGGG